CCUGCGCACACCUGAAAUACCAAGCGUAAACCAUGUCUUUCACCGGAAAAUCAAACAGCCAAUCAGGCACAACUUCAAGCACAGGAUCCAUUAAUCCAGUGAAUGAAAGCAAAAAGAAAACAUCCCUGCUAAAAGACAAUAGCUGGAUCAAGUCAAAUGUGAACGAAGACCAGAAAGUCGAACAAGAGACGAACUUUGGGAAAACUGUUCUGAGCCGUUACAAGUCCAAUGAAAGCCUCACAAGCCCUCAAGAUAAAACUAGCAAAACUGAGACUAAAACCACUACUGUCACUACUUCACCUGGCUCUUCUGUUCAAGCUCUCAGUAAAAGAUUUGGUGGGAGCCAAGACAAGCUGAAUGAAACCAGAACCCCAUUAAAUAAACCAUCCGUGAAAUCGCUGCCCAGGACAAGCACUACCAGCACGACAACAACAGUCAAAAAUGGUACAAAGACAACUGAGACGACUGUGACCACUACCAAACAGGAUGUGGUGAAAUCAUCUACCAAACUCGAGACAGUCAAUGAUAGAAACCCGGCAGAUUCAAGUACCAGGAGAACAGGUGACUACAAAACAACAAGACAAGAGGACAUCACUGUGAAGUCAUCAAAGGACACUGUUGAUGGACCGUCUUCACCUGUCAAGACCACUACAAGCAUCAAAAGCUACACCAAGGAGGACGUUUUACCAGCUAAAACAACACCAUAUUCUGUCCAAUCCACAAAGAGUGACUCCAAGACUGAAGUGGUUACUGUAAAGUCAUCAAAGACUAUCAUUGAUACCAUCAAGACUUAUACCAAGGAGGAUGUUACAUCCACAAACACAAAGAGGCCAACUUCACCUGUCAAGACCACCACUAGCAUCAAAACCUUCACCAAGGAGGAUGUUUCACCAGCUAAAUCAACAACAACAACAACCUACACCACAAAGAGUGACUACAAGACUGAAGUGGCUACUGUGAAGUCAUCAAAGGACAUCAUUGAUAUACCAGCUUCACCUGUGAAGACCACAACAAGCAUCAAAACCUACACCAAGGAGGAUGUUACAUCCCCUAAAACAACACCAUAUUCUGUGCGCUCCACAAAGAGCUCUAAGGACUUUCUGUAUGAUACUCCUACUAAAACGUCAAUCAGUGACUACAAGACUGAAGUGGUUACUGUAAACUCAUCAAAGGACAUUGUUGACAUCUAUAGCAUCAAAAGCUACACUAAGGAGGAUGUUUCGCCAACUAAAACAACAUCGGAUUCCAUCCGAUCCACAAAGAGCUCGGAGGAUCUUCUGUACGAUACUCUCAUACCGCUGUCAAUCAAAUCAACUAACAGCAAACCUGACAGCAGUCGUGAGGAUUUGUCAUCCUCCAAAACUGUCAGAACCGUGUACUCAACAAUUGACAGAAAUGAGUGGAGUACAGACUUAAGUCCUUCUUACACCAGAACGUCAUACACAGAAAGCAGGCCUUUUGAAUACAUGUCGGAUUCUCUCACAUCAAAAACUACUACGACUGUAUACUCAUCACCGGAAAGGAAAGUAAAUGCGAAGGACAUCUGCACAUAUUGCAAUCAAAGCAUGUACACAGAUGAAAAGUUUAUCUUGGAUGACAUGAACAUAAACUGUCAUGCAAGAUGUUUCAAGUGUGGGGUGUGCAAUACUUCACUGGGAAACCUGAGGGCUGGGGACAGCCUGUGGGUUUACCAGUGUGCGAUUCACUGUGCAAGCUGCUUUGGUGUCACUAAGAACAAAUGGAUGCGCUGAAACAGUUCCCACUGAAGAAGUGAGCUAAUGAAGGAGAUGAUGGCAAAUGUGAUAAAACUGCCUAUACACUGAUUAGACAUGGACACGGGUCAUUCGAUUUAUGGUGGUGGACUUCUAUCAGAUAGAGUUUGGGGUUUAUUCAUUGUAUUAAUAGAUAUUUAUAUACUUAUACAAUUACCAAUACUAAUAGGACUAUUUUAAAGGAAAAAUAACAUUAUUUUCAUAUAUUUUAUGACUGUAUUAAAUGCAGAAACACAUUUGUUUACAUCUGAAUGAUUUUUAUCAGUCAGAUCUGGUUAAGCAUCAUUCCAGUUAGCCUGUCUCUACUGUGCAAUUUGCAUGUGCUUGUGCUUGAUGUAUUUAAGGAAGUAUUUCUAUUAAAGAGAACUGAACAUGCUCUGA
Danio rerio (zebrafish) is the source of this 2153-nucleotide messenger RNA. RefSeq names its product sciellin (gene scel). The record is from RefSeq and is marked provisional. NCBI's taxonomy places the organism in Eukaryota, Metazoa, Chordata, Actinopteri, Cypriniformes, Danionidae.